Molecule: messenger RNA, 2718 nt
Organism: Glarea lozoyensis ATCC 20868
Lineage: Eukaryota; Fungi; Ascomycota; Leotiomycetes; Helotiales; Helotiaceae
Exons: 3
Coding region: 1-2718 (905 amino acids)
Source: RefSeq, a predicted model, not a curated record
AUGGAAAGUAAGAGGGCCGAAUCGGGCGCCUCGAAAAUCAACCCGAAAGACAAAAUCGCCCUUGAAUCUUUAAACAAAGAAAUUGACGAACUAAGAGAAACAAACCUCCCCCAUAUUCCACAUCUCCUCUUAGUCAACACCAAUAAUCCCUUUCUCCCCCGGUUUCCGCACGAAAACACAAACACCCCCUUCGAACCCUGGGAAGUGCAGUCCCUACAGUAUAUGACCUUGAUCGCCGACGCUGAUAGAGGGACUGCUCUUGCAAAAGGUAAUUGGGAGGAUGAAUUCUUGGGACCAACCUCAGCCAGCGCGGAUGCACGCAGCAAUACGCCGACACCGAAUCCUUUCAAUAAAGACGCAAAGAAAGCUUCUGUGAAAUAUUCCAUAAAAGAUUACAAGAACAUGAAGCAGACAGGAGUCAAGCCUUCUCCAAAGCCACUAGCUGCUGAUGCAGAGCGCAAAAUAAGCCACUCACGAAAUACAAGUGUUUUGUCUACGGAUACCCCAAUGUCUCGGGUGCCUUCUAUGGAAGGGGGCUUGGCAGGUGGGAAGCAGAACGGCGUUAGCUCUGCUGUCAACUCAAGCCGAUUUGAGAAAGGUGCUCGUGAAGAGAGACCAAACGAACCGCGCUCAGUACCACAAGAGCGAAAAGAGAAGUCUCGUCUGAGCAUGAACGGUAAUAUCGACUCCACGCGCCGUGCUCCUCAAAGCAAAGAAACAAACAUCUCCGUCUCAAAGAACGAUCAACAGCGUGCCGCACAUCUAGUGAAACAUGGCCUUCCUCCACGACCCCAAUCCCCGCGUCGAGAUAAGCAGGCGACUGAUUCUAAGAAAAGACCUCUGGAAUCCGCUGUAAACCCGGCCGAGAAGCGAACAAAGGUUGACCAAUUGCGCCCUACCGCAGCACCACCAAAUAGCUCUACGAGACCUCGUUCAGACUCGAAGCCAUUUCCAACAAAGGCUCAAAAACCACAAGCAACCUCCUCACAGGCUUCGAAUUUGACCAAAAAGCUUGGUCAGAACUCCAAGCUCGCGGACCAAACUAAUUCCAAAACACAGUCGGAGCUACCAAAUUCCGAGAAACCACAUAACCUCCCUCCACUCCUAUCGCCACUACCUGCUGAUCUCGAUAAUGGUCCUGUUUCCAAUGUCUCAUCCUCUGGGUUUGCGAAGUCUGGCAAGCUCGAUUCAGCUAAAAAUUCCUCCUCCAAUACACCUUCAAAACCGAAGCAUCUGAGUCAAGACACUAUUGUCGUGAAAGACUCUACUCUUCAAACAUCACCUCUUUCCACGCCUCCCAAGUCGAAGUCUCCUCCAUUCAUUCUGCCGCCAUUGUUAUCGCCAGGUCUCCCAGAAAUUGUAGAGCAAGAGCUUCUUCGUUUGCAACAGAAAUCCGCAGAACAAAAGACAGCUGCGCUCAACACGGUUGAGGCGCGUCACGAAAAGGCACGGCAACCGGAUACACCCGGUGUUGCCCGAAAGACCAUAAAGUCGAAAGUUGGCCACCCUCCAAAGAAGACUAACGCAGAUUCCAGUAAGCCGCAGGAUCUCGAGAAGUCUGGAUCUUCGACCAAGCCGUCUCUUAUCGUAAAGCUUCCAUAUAAAAAGGCGUCAAAAAAGACAAUCGAACAGCUUCUAAGACUAAAAGCAAAACCGUCCGCUGAUUUUAUAAAACUAGAGGCAGUCAGGCUUGGAACACAGAAAAAUACCCCUGUUGUCCCAAGUCAAGACUCAGACCCCGAAGAAGACACCCCAGUGGCAACUGUUCCGAAAGCAAAGGCAGCGCCUCCACCCAGCAAAAAGAGACCUGCAGAGUCUAGUGACGUACGAGCUCCCGAUCCGCCAGCUAAGCGAAAAGAGAAGGAGAAAGAACGAGAGGAAACCCCAAAACCAAGCGCUACUCAACUCAAACCUCGUUUCAAGUCGCCAGCACCCACUAAUCCAAGUGACAAGAGUUUACUAGCUACCCCGAAGCGAGGAGAUGCGAUGAAAUCAAUUGCGAUGCGCCGAGUAGAUUCCAGUGACGGCCACGCGCGUACACCUCAAGGAACAGCCAUCAGUACACCCGCCAGCGCAGAGAAGCCUCGUGCUAACGGUGAGGUUCGGGUACAAAGUGCCGAGAUUGAGAGACUGCAUGCCGAGGAAAGGCGCCUGACGGGACUUGCUAUAAAGGUCAAACAUAAGAUGGAUGAUAUAAUGAAGUUCAAGGACCUAAAGCAGCGCGAUAAUAUAACGGAUCCUGAAAGAAAACUAGGCCUGGGCAUUGGACUGGAGGCUCUGACUGUCUAUAUGAACGCAUUCAAUGCUCAAACGCGACAGCUGCAGCUGCAGAAGCGCCCAAUUUCUUCUGGAUCUUGGGAGUCUCUGAUAAAGUUAUGGGAGUUUAUGGACGGCAAUUGCCGUGCUUUCCCCAUACUGCAAGCUCUGGCCGCUGCACUGGGAGCACUCAUAAGGGAGGAGCUACGACGUUCCGGUGUGGAGUCUAUCAGUUAUAUGAACCGGGAAGCAAAAACCCUCGAAUUGCUAAAAGCCAACGACAGGGAGCGAGACAGGCUCUGGAUUCGAUACCAUUCUUCUAGAUUGGUCAUGGCUGAGCUUGGUGUCACAGAUGUCGUUGGGCCCUGGACCACAAUUUCCGAAGCCACAAACUUUGCCAUGGAUGUCUUGGGGGCGUACUCAAAAAAGGAAAAACUGAACUGGAAACGUGAAGUUGGAUAA